AUGGGAAAUUAUAUAUCCAAAGCACCAGUUUUAACAUGUGUAGUAUUAAUUUUUGCCACUACAAUAUAUAUCUUAACAAAAAAAAAUAAAAAAAUAAAAAAUGAUAAUAUUGUAAAGGAUGCCAUAAAUUCUAUAAAUAAUAAUAAUAUUAAUAUUAAUAAUAAAAGUAAGGCCCAAAUUGAAGAAGAGGUAUUAAAGAAAUUCAGAGACUAUGAUAUUGUAAUUGAUUUGGCCAGUGUUGAUACAUUUGUAAUUAAAGAUUCUUCAUGGACCAUUUAUAUAAGUGAUCAAGUAUUGAAAGACUGUGAUCCAUCUGCUGAAUAUCCAAUUGCCAAAAUCUUAGAAGGUUCAGAUAAAUAUAAAACCAUUACAGUAAUUGGUUAUUUUAAAAGAGGUAAAACUUUUGUUAUUAAUUUAAUUAAUGAUUUUAAUUUACCAUCUGGUAGUAAGAACAAGACUAAAGGCUUAUCAAUGAUUAUUUCACAGGCUACCACCUCUUUAUUUAUUGAUACACAAGGUGGUAAUACACCACUUCCAUGUCAUACUAACGAUGUUGAAGAUGCCGAGCUCCAAAGAAUCUAUAAUAUCAGUACUGGCGAUCCAAAUCAAUUGAACAAUCUCCAUCUUGCUAGAAAGAAAGCUACAGAGUCAUUUAUACAAGAAGUUGCUAUCGGUUUAUCUAAUCUAGUUAUUUUUGUUGUAAACGAGAUGACAUGGAGCGACCAACAAAACAUAAUGGCCCUUCAGAAAAAGAUAAUGAACCAAGAAAGCAAAGCUAGUCGUCUAUAUGUUAUCCAUAACUUUAUGAAUGUUGAUAACGAGAAAGAUUUGAUUGCAAUGAUCAAGACCUAUGUUACUACCCCAUUCAAAGGUAGAUUCCAUCCAGAUUUUGAAUGCGAUGAUUUGGUUGUUCAUAGUUUUGCUGAUGCUGCUAAUAAUACCACCCAUUUCUUCCUCUGUGAUGAUAACAGUGAAUUUGGUCACAAAUGGAACAGAAUAGUUGCAAAACUUAUUAGAAACAAUAUUAAGGGCAUUAUUGAUGAAAAUAAAGAAUUUGAUACCAUUUUAUUAAAGACCAUUAAAGAAAAGAUGAAAGUUAAUAUCAAGUAUCCAUCCGAUUUGAAGAUUGUACCAUAUAAGAACGAGGAGCUCUCUCUAGUUGAAAAACAUCCAAAAAAAAAGAACUUUUCUUUUAAUAGAGAAAAAAAUAAUAUUAAGCCACACAUGAUAAAAGCUCUAGACGAAUAUGAAGAGUUGUUCGACCAAGUAGCCCCGAUCUCCAUUGAUAUCAACCAAAUUCCAAUGUUUUCUAUUGUUCCGAUCGAAUACAAAGUUGAUGGAAAAAUUGACCAUUCCCUAAAAGCUAAAGACAUUGACUACAUAGAUAAUAAUAUAGUUGUAAGAGGUGGUUAUAAACCACCUUUUGACCGUAUUGAAGAUGAAAAUAGUUUGACUCUAGUAUUUGAUAUUCCUUUUAUUUUUCAAAAUGAUAUUAACCAUAUGAUCUAUUAUGAUAAAGAUGAAGAUUGUAUGGUUUUAAGGGUCUGGGGUAUUAGGGAAUUGAAAUAUAAAACAGACGAAAAAGAUGUAACUGAUAAUGGUAGUUUAGGCGUUUGCAAAUAUUCACCAGCCACAAAAUUAAUCCCAUCUUCAAACUCUCGUAAGGAAGGUGAGUACGAUCUAAGAAUACCGAUCCAAGCUUGUUAUGGUAUUGAAUACGAAACAGAUUUUGAAAACGGAAUGUUAAACGUAAUGUUUAAAAAUAUUUUGAACAAAAAAAAAAUUAUUAAAUAAAAACAAAAUUAUUUUAUU
This is a messenger RNA of Dictyostelium purpureum, 1812 nucleotides long. RefSeq lists its product as uncharacterized. The record is from RefSeq and is a predicted model, not a curated record. NCBI's taxonomy places the organism in Eukaryota, Evosea, Eumycetozoa, Dictyosteliales, Dictyosteliaceae. Bases 1 to 1794 code for a protein of 597 amino acids. The transcript is spliced from 2 exons.